AUGUAUGAACUAAAAAGUGUAGGGAAUCGAAGUGAUGAUUAUGAUGAUUGUGAUUCAACACGAGAGUCAAAAAUAUUAGAUAUGGAAGAAGGAGAAAGCAUAAAAAAGGGAGAUAUUUAUACAAAAAAAGUAAGUAUAAGCAGUUCAAAUUUUUUUGUGGGUAAUAAUAAAAGUACUUCAAAUGGGGAAAAAAAAAUGAAACAAAUUAGUGACAGUAAGACAUUUAAAAGAAAAGUAACAACAAAAGAUAUUGUUAAUUGCCCUAAAGAAUAUCAUGCUAAUUUUAUUAGCAUGUUUUUAUUUAUAAUAGGUAGUGCUUUUUUUCGGUUUCCAAUAUUGUAUGUAGCUGGUUGUAUAAUUUUUGCAAUAGCAAGUGCAAUGUGUUUAUAUAGUAAUUUAAUAAGUGCAAUGUAUGUUAAAAAUAAAAAAAAAAAAGAAUUUUAUGGAUUUUUAUGUUACAUAGCAGGAUGUGCAAUUUUCAUACUUGGUUCUGUUUAUUGCUGCUUUAAAGAUGAUUAUUUUGCUGUUAUUACAUUUAUUUUGGGAAGUUUUUAUUUUUUAGUUGGAGCAAUAUUUUUUUUAUAUAAUUUUAACCUACGUAAUAUAAAAGGUGUGAAAUAUCAAAUUGUAAUUGUGUAUAUGUCAAAUCUUUUUGGAGGACUUAUAUUCACAGUUGCUAGUAUUAUGUUUUUUUAUGAGCAUUUAUAUAAUUAUGCUUGUUACUUAUAUGUUGGAGGAAGUAUAUUAUUCACACUAGGAACAUGGUUUGAUUAUAUCAUUCAUGUGAGGAAUACUUUUUGA
Molecule: messenger RNA, 801 nt
Organism: Plasmodium malariae
Lineage: Eukaryota; Apicomplexa; Aconoidasida; Haemosporida; Plasmodiidae
Product: conserved Plasmodium protein, unknown function
Exons: 1
Coding region: 1-801 (266 amino acids)
Source: RefSeq, a predicted model, not a curated record